Entelurus aequoreus (snake pipefish) is the source of this 1885-nucleotide messenger RNA. Its product is annotated as neuroligin-3-like. NCBI's taxonomy places the organism in Eukaryota, Metazoa, Chordata, Actinopteri, Syngnathiformes, Syngnathidae. Gene Ontology annotation, cellular component: synapse; cell surface; postsynaptic specialization membrane. The coding region runs from base 101 to 904 and encodes 267 amino acids. The record is from RefSeq and is a predicted model, not a curated record. Gene Ontology annotation, biological process: neuron cell-cell adhesion; modulation of chemical synaptic transmission; synaptic vesicle endocytosis. The transcript has a single exon. Gene Ontology annotation, molecular function: signaling receptor activity; neurexin family protein binding.
UUUUUAAUAUUUUUGUGCAGCACCUUGGAAACAUUUUUGUUGUUUAAAUGUGCUACAUAAAUAAAGUGGAUUGGAUUGGAUUGGAUUAAGUUCUUUGUCAAUGUUGUGUUUUAGGGACCCCAACAAGCCGGUGCCCCAGGACACCAAGUUCAUCCACACCAAAGCCAACCGCUUCGAGGAGGUGGCCUGGUCCAAGUACGACCCCUACGACCAGCUCUAUCUGCACAUCGGCCUCAAGCCUCGCAUCCGUGAUCACUACCGCGCCACCAAGGUGGCCUUCUGGAAACACCUGGUCCCGCACCUCUACAACCUCCACGACAUGUUCCAUUACUCCUCCACCACCACCAAAGUCACGCCGCUGGAUCCCACUCAGUCCGCCGGGAAAAGAUCCGGCAGCACGGGCCGCCCUCCCGUCUCCCCGGGCCAAAACAGCGACGAAAGCGGGAGAGAGAUGGGUCCUCUGAUCAUGCCCAAUCCCCGGGAUUACUCCACCGAGCUCAGCGUCACCAUUGCCGUCGGGGCGUCUCUGCUCUUCCUCAAUGUGCUGGCCUUCGCCGCUCUCUACUACCGCAAAGACAAGCGCAGCCGACAGGAAACGUCCCAGCAGCCCAGUCCUCAACGCGACAGCAAGGGAAACAACGUGAGCCAUGCCGCCACUGUGGACGAGACCCUGUCCAGGAACCAGUGUGAAGCCCUCCACAAUCCCAUCCACGUGUCUCCCACCUUGGACUACUCUCUUAGUCAGCGCCGCUCUCCUGACGACAUCCCGCUGAUGACCCCUAACAACAUCACCAUGAUCCCUAACUCACUGAUGGGCCUCUCCAACAUGAAUCCCUACAGCACCUUCCCAGCCGGCUACAGCUCCGCCGGCCUGCCCAGCACCCACUCCACCACGCGGGUAUAAUUGGCCGUGACGUAAACGAAACCACAGAAAUGCAUAGCUGUAAUUAGGAUGUUUAGAUCCAAAUAGGAACGUUGUUUUCUUUUCCGAGCUACUUCCAGCAUCCUGAAUAUGCUCCAUCAUGACGGGAAGUCUUUGAAGGAGUCAUCUCCAUAUUCAUGUAGGCGACAAAAAAAAGGAACUUUACCUGGACAGAACAAUCAUGAUCAUGUUUAUACGGUUGGAUUUGUACGGGAAGUGCUUUCUUAGUGUCUAUUUUGAUCGGGUGGAGCUCGCCACGGAACGAGAUGUGGGAGAAGUGAGGGGCAAGCAGCAGUGUUAUCAAUCUGUUUUCUACAUUUUUCUCAUUGCUUCAUAUGAAAAAUUUAUUUUUACUGCAGUUCCUCUAACACGCCUUCACCUAAUGAAAUGGAAUACAAGUCCUCAUGAGGAAGAAUAUCUCCAAUUUCUACUAUAGCAUAGGUGUGCUCCAAAAAUGUAAAUUAGGCAUUCUUAUCAAAAGAAGUGUUUUGCUAAUGUAGUGUGUUGUAAUUUAUUGUAGUCUAUUUGAGUAUCUUUUUUCCCUUUCAAGUAUUUGAUAUUUUUUGCUUAAUACAUGCUAACUAAGAAUAUAAUCUCUGCUUCUAUAAGAAAAAAAAAACUCAUUAUAGGCUUUAAAUGUGUUUUCUCACUCUAACAAAUUAUUUUGCUUGUUUGUACAGAAUAACAUUUGAUGGUUAUUUCUAUAUUAAUAUGCUGAACUCUACGCUAAAAGAUACCUGUAAUUACAUUGUAAUUGUAUGUAUCCCAACGCAAUCGCCGGCAUUGAAAAUGUAGUUUUGUUAAAAAAAAAGCCUGCAGGUCACUGCUAUAGGACCUUGGACAUAAUGACAUCGAUCCCAUAGGUUCUCUCUUUUUCUCAAGAACAUGUUGGACUUUAAACUUUGCGUUCUUUCAAGCAGUCAUAAUGUGGUUUAACCUAUUAAACUAUUUUUUUCCAACUAA